AUGGCGUUGUUGCUGUUUUUGUUGUUGCUGUUGUUGUUUUUGUUGUUGUUGUUGUUGUUGUUACCAAUUUGUCCUUGUGUUGAUGAUUUGUGGCUGAUUCUUGCGCUACAGAGAUGCAACAACAACAUCGACGACAAAAUGACUGUUGAUAUAGUUGGGGUGUACUCGUUUGAGUUUAAGCAAAUAAAAAUAAAUUCACAAACUCUUCAGCAGAUAUCGUCGGCGCGGCCAGAUAUGUCGUGUAGGCAACAAAACAGAAGAUGUCUGUGGGCCUGGCAUCGAUCUUCUGAUUGCAUUGCGAGCAAGAAUGACUGA
Messenger RNA from Helobdella robusta, 315 nucleotides. RefSeq lists its product as hypothetical. Lineage: Eukaryota; Metazoa; Annelida; Clitellata; Rhynchobdellida; Glossiphoniidae. Bases 1 to 315 code for a protein of 104 amino acids. The record is from RefSeq and is a predicted model, not a curated record. The transcript has 3 exons.